GAGGUUUCACCGAUAUAUAAAAGUUUUACUUCGAUUUACUUUAAAAUUGUCAAAAACAAUUUCAUUUUUAAUAACUUUUUAAUCGUUCUCGAGCCUCUAAAAUAUCUCAUUUUAUUAGUUAACAAUCUUUUACAACGAAGUGACAUUAAAUUGACGAAGGAAAAUGUGAAUGUGAUUCCGAAAAUUUCAAUUUAUUUUCGAUCACAACUUUUUUUUUGACUUUUGUUGUUGUUUUAAGGCUUUAUUUUUUCUUAAGAAAGUAAGAAGAAGAAUUUGUGUGUGAAGAACGGAAGAGAUGAAAAAAAUGAAGCUGAGAUCGACUUUUUUGUUUGGAUUUCUGAUGCUGAUGAUUUCCGCUGCAUCAACACUUCCAACAUUUGGUGACGAUCACGAAGACAAUGAACAUGAAAAAUCCUAUCAUCCAGAGAUGACAAUCACAUGUGAGUAUUAUAAUGCCAAGGAUUGCAAGAAGGAGCCUUGCUUGCCAAAAAAGAUAACAUGCCCGGAUUCAAAUGGAAAACGCCAAGGAUGUUUUGUGCUUUGGGGAACCAAUAAUAUGACGGAGCAGCCAAUUGUCGAAAUGAAAGACUGUUUUAUUUUCCACGAUGAUUGUAAUCAGUCGGAAUGUAUUGAUUACAAAUAUGAAAAGAGUGCGGGGAAGAAUUUCUGUUGUUGUCGACAUGACAUGUGCAACAGAGAAUUUGUUUGGAAGCCAACACCAACAGAACCAUCAACAACGGAAAAUGUGAAUGAAAAUGAAAAAUCAGUUCAUUUAACUGACACCUCGAAGUGGAUUUGGGCGUCAUUUCUUCUCCUUUCACUGAUUGGAUUUUGUAUCGCUUCACGAUACAUUUAUCAUCAACGUAAACAAAUAUUUAAAGAAAUUCCAACAGCUGAGCCUGAACUUUCCGUCUCAUCACAAUGCCUUUACAUCAGACCGAUAGAUUUGAUUGAAAUUAAAGCUCAUGGUCGAUUUGGAGUUGUAUGGAAGGGAAAGAUGCCAAAUGGCGAAGUUGCUGUCAAAGUCUUCUCUCCAACUGAGAAAAAAUCAUGGAUUACUGAACAGGAAAUUUACAAAUUACCACGAAUGAAUCAUCCAAAUAUUCUGCACUUUAUCGGUGCUGAAAAACACAUCUUCCAAGAUGGAAAAACUGAAUUCUGGCUCAUCACUCAAUAUCAGCCGCUUGGUUCAUUGUGCGAUUAUUUGAAAUCCCACACCGUUAAUUGGCAAGAAUUAUGCAAAAUUGCUGAAUCGAUGGCUCGUGGCUUGAUGCAUUUACAUGAAGAAAUUCCCGGAACUCGAACUGACGAAUUGAAGCCUGCAAUUGCCCAUCGCGAUUUUAAAAGCAAAAAUGUUUUAUUGAAGCCGGAUUUGACUGCUUGCAUUGCUGAUUUUGGUUUAGCAUUAAGAUUCACUCCAGGACAGACAGUUGGCGAUUUACAUGGACAAGUUGGAACACGUCGUUAUAUGGCACCGGAAAUUCUCGAUGGCGCGAUCAAUUUCAACCGUGAUUCAUUUUUGAGAAUUGAUGUUUAUGCUUGUGGAUUGGUCUUAUGGGAAUUGGUAUCGCGUUGUUCAGCACAUGGCGGUCCCGUUGCUGACUAUCGUUUACCUUUCGAAAUGGAACUUGGCUUGGAUUUACAUCUGGAAGAUAUGCAAGAGAAUGUUGCUGCGAAGAAGUUAAGACCGAGAAUAUACGAAGAGUGGCGAACACACAGUGGUUUGAACGCUGUUUGCGAGACAAUUGAAGAAUGUUGGGAUCACGAUCAAGAAGCGAGAUUAUCAUCGUCAUGCAUCAUGGAACGUCUUUCACAACAUUCGCGUUACAAACAAAUCGCUAUCGACACAACAACAACCACAAAUAACUUUAUCAGCAUAAAUAAUACAAAUGAUCAAUGAUAUUAAAAGUAUCGACGAACUCUAGAGACUGACACUAGAGAUUUACACAGAAGAGAAUAUAAAAAAACAGUAAAGGCAGCAAAUAAAUUCAUCGUGAAACGCUUUUGGCCAUCGCAGCAGGUAAGCGUAAGAAAAUCCAUUUUGAUGAGUUUCUUUUUUCACUUUAUAAACAGAACGAUUGAAGGCGUUAACUUCAUGAAACAUUAACUUUAAGAAAAUCGAGAAAUGAAAGAAAUUUUUGUAAUUUUUCUUUCGUCUUUUAAUUGUUAAGUGUAAGAGAAUUUUUUUUCUUUAUUUUCGAGUACUUUUAGUUGAUUUAAAAAUAAAAAAGAGAAUAAUAAUGUUAAAAGAAAUAAUUUUUUCUUUUCGUUUAAUUAAUCGACGUGGAGCUUGAGAGCCUCCGGAGCCCGGACGAAUUAAGUUUAAAAACAAAAUUUAACAAAAGUGUAACAAUCAAAGAAAAAAGAUUCUUUAAUUUGAAAAUCGUACAUUCGUCACAAAAAGAGAUGAAAAUAUUUUUAAUUCUAGAAGAUAACCGACGAUUGUUCUUGUGUACGAUUUUCAUUUUUAUUAGAAAUUUUAUCUAACCGCGAUAUUUUUAUGAGUGCAAAUUUUUUUAUUAUUAUUUUUAUUAAUGUUUAUGAUAAAGAAUAAUUUACUGACAAGACAACAUAAAUCAAUAUCAAACUGUAAAACCUGAAUGCAUGGUAAACAUACAUAAUUUAAUUUAUCCCAAGCUAUGUGAAAGAAAAAUACAAAAAACGUUCAUAAAUAUCUGAGAAA
This is a messenger RNA of Clunio marinus, 2683 nucleotides long. Lineage: Eukaryota; Metazoa; Arthropoda; Insecta; Diptera; Chironomidae. The record is from the annotation of a GenBank genome assembly.